Molecule: messenger RNA, 2450 nt
Organism: Galendromus occidentalis (western predatory mite)
Lineage: Eukaryota; Metazoa; Arthropoda; Arachnida; Mesostigmata; Phytoseiidae
Product: sodium- and chloride-dependent GABA transporter ine
Exons: 13
Coding region: 101-2434 (777 amino acids)
Biological process (GO): amino acid import across plasma membrane; sodium ion transmembrane transport; nitrogen compound transport
Cellular component (GO): plasma membrane
Molecular function (GO): amino acid:sodium symporter activity
Source: RefSeq, a predicted model, not a curated record
GAAUCGGUGGAGGAACAGCUGCAACGUUUACACCACACAGUAUGAUUACGAGCGACAAGUGUUUUCGUUAGAUGCCGAGUGACCAUCGAUACGAAGCCUGAUGAAUAUUCAGCCAGGAUCCGAUGGGAUCCAGGCCGGAAUCCCCUUGGUGUCGUCCCCACCGAUCGCUCCGAGCAUCUACUCGUUCGAUCGGCAGCACAGCGCUGUCACGGCCCCGUAUGUCUUGGUGCAGACUCCGGCAGGACUCAUACCCAGUAUAGCGGUUUCCCCCAGCAGUCCUCAGGAGCCUGUGCCUCUGUUCUCAACGAUUCCACCUCCGCCGAUCUCGAUGAGUCCUGGGGCCCCAUCGGUGAGCCACUAUCCAAGUCCGGCUCCGGUCGUGGCUGCCCCCACAAUCUCGAAAAAGGGAAUGGAAGAAGCCGCGCGGUAUCUGGCUCGAUCAUUUUCGUUCGUUGAAAAUGAUGGAGACGCCCUCACCAUCGGGCACACAAAGCGCCGGAAGUCGAGAUCGGUCCCUGAGCUCCGUCCAAAACACAUGACGAAAGGCACAGAUCAAGAAUACUACAGAGACUUCCCCCUAAGCUCGUCGGACGAAGAGGAUUACGUGAUUGAUGUAACACGAACCAAGGCUAAAUCACACGAUAAUUGCCGUCACUACCUCGAUCUCGCCGCGGGCUCCGCAAGGGAAGCCCUGGGUCUCGCAAACAUCUGGAGAUUCCCUUAUUUCUGCUUCAUAAAAGGAGGCGGUCCGUUUCUCAUGGCGUAUUUGAUGCUCUUGAUUUGCGUGGGCGUUCCGAUGAUCUGCAUUGAAAUGGCUGCAGGUCGAGCGACGCACUCGGGACCCAUCCAGGCGAUCGGGAAACUCGCCCCACUCGUUCAAGGCAUCGGUGUCGCUGGCGUCGUCAUCUCAUACUUUCUGUCGACUAUAUACGCGGUAGUUUUCGCGUGGUCAAUCUUCUAUUUCUUCAAUUCAUUCCAUGCGAGACCCCGCUGGGCCAGGUGUACGAAUCCCUGGAACACUCCAAACUGCACCCAGGAUCCCGAGCAGUUCUUCAGAAUCCGUCUCGCAGCCAUCUCCAACUCGGGGGACGAAAUGAGCGGAGACAUAAACAAGACUCUGUCGGGCCAACUAGCGGAGAGAACUUCCACCGCGCAAGAAUUUUUCGAUAUCAAAGUGAUCGAGCUGUCCGAUAAUCCAAACACCCCCGGUGUCAUACGCUGGGAGCUCUUUGCGUCGAUCUCACUUUGUUUACUCCUCGCUUACUUCUCGCUGCGGAAGAAGAGCUUCUUCAGCGAGAAAAUCAAAUACGUCCUUUCGAUCAUUCCUUUCUUCAUCUUCGCUGCCUUCCUCUUCCGAGUCCUUCUUUUGGAGGGCUCUUAUGACGGGAUCCACUACUUCUUCACGCCAAACCUUCAGGCAAUGAAAAGCGCCAAGCUGUGGGUUUUCGCCUUGGCUCAAACCAUACACUCGAUGGGGCUCACCCUGGGACCGAACUACGUCGUCAGCUCCCGAAACAAGAGGCAAAUCUCGCUAAUGAGAGAUACGACGAUAACCGUCCUGAUCAACGUAUUAGUAGUUUUCGUGGUCGGAACGGUCACGUUUGGCACCGUGGGACAUCUGUGUGUCAUUUGGAAACAAGAACUCUCUAGUUCUUUCUUCCAUAAAGAUCCAGGUCUAGUGUUCGUCAUGUACACUGAAGUCAUAAAAUUGAUGCCGCUCCCGCCGCUCUGGGCUGUGCUGUUCUGGUUUUUGUUCAUAUGUCUCGCGAUGGAUUCCAUAAACACCCUAACAUCCACCGUCGUACACGCCAUCGAGGAAAGCUAUGGCAAGACUAUCAAACAGCGAUUCCAGGGUCGAGGUUUCUUCCUGCUUUUCAUCUGCUGCGGGUGUCUUAUCAUGGCCAUUCCUUUCGUGACCGAUGCAGGACUCUACUACCUACAAACCGUUGAUUACUACGUCAGUACCCUAUGUAUAAUUGUGGUAUGUUUCGGUGAGCUCUGUGCUCUGGCAUGGCUCUACGGCGGUCAGAAUCUCUUGUACAACACCGAUGAGGUGCUGCACCCAAUUCCCUACGUCUAUCUGAGGAUGUGUUGGGCCACCGUCAGUCCAUUGGCUUUCAUGGCAGUCACCGUCUGCGGUGGGAUGGCACUCCAGAGACCUCUCAUGCGCGAUGGGAGGAAGUUCCCUCUAGGGGCCGACGUGGUCGGUUGGAGUUUGUUUGGCUUAGUCCUCUUCAUCGUACCGGUCUUCGCGGUGCGCGCGAUCUUCAGGGCAGACGCUAGCGGACUCAUCGCUAAAAUCAAGGCGUCCCUCCAACCUCAAGUUGUGGAGGUGAACGACGACCUUGUCUACCAUGGGUGGCCCUAUUGGGAUCCGAAGCCUCGGCACGUAUUCAAGAACGGCGCGUCCGUUUACAACGGAGCACGGAUUUGACCGUAGAAGCUCACUC